Molecule: messenger RNA, 252 nt
Organism: Phytophthora nicotianae INRA-310
Lineage: Eukaryota; Oomycota; Peronosporomycetes; Peronosporales; Peronosporaceae
Exons: 1
Coding region: 66-203 (45 amino acids)
Source: RefSeq, a predicted model, not a curated record
AAAAAAUAUGCGAUGUGCUACAAAGGACCGCCCUCAUCACCGCCAUCCAUUGCAAGAAACCCGCCAUGAAGCGCACUCCGCGCAAUCCCAGACCUCGAAAGCGGACUCCGGGGGCAGCAAAUAGGGAGGACACGGACGAAGGGAAACGGAAAACCCCCAAAGCAGUUCAAGAGAGUCGCUACUACGUAUCAUCACAAGCGUGAUGUCGUCGAGUUCUUUGAUGCUAUUGUGUCUAAGGAAAUAAAAAUACAU